AAUGAAUCCAGUCAGAGUAUUUCCAUUGAAAUUCAACGAAUAACAAAAUACUCAAAGUACUUCAAAUUCCCCAUAAUUAAAGAAAAAGCAGAUUCCAAAAGUACUGGAAAAACCAUUGCUUAUAAAUAUGUCUCCCAUUUAGUAAAAAUCAAAAUUCAUUGAAGAAACGGACAAUCACCAAUCAAGAGUAAAUUUAAUGUAAAACGAUUAAAUUUUAAUCCUAAAUAAGAUGACAAAUUUUAAUUUGUAUUAAAUUAUAAGAUUUUCAUAGACCUAAUACUAAAGACCAUCUUAAUCAAUUAGUUAAUCCCCAAAGAAGAGAGUUAUUAAUGGAGUAAACAAUAAUGAAGUAUUAUCAAUCCAUAAAUAGUCAUUAUCUCCAAUGAAACUACCUAAUCUACGAAAAGCAGACACUUAAUUAAAUAACAAUUUACUAAUCAAAGACAAUACGCUUUACGAAAUGAAAAGUUCCAAAAGAAAAGAUACAACAACAGAUGGAACCUCUUCAGUAAAUCGUUUUCUUAAACAUAUUAGUAAUAAAUUAGAGGAUCAAUUUUUAAAUUGAUUUCUGAUGCUACUAAUUCUAAUUCAAGACCUUCAGUAUCAAGGAUGAAAUUGGCAUCUUAAACUAUUGAUCAAGAAAUUAUACCAAAAGUAUCUUCUCAAAUGGUUAUGUUACAUGGACGAUCAUCAAGUUAAGCUACUUUAGUAAAUACAUUUGUCCUUGAUGAUUAAAUGCAAGAUUAUGUUAAUUUAUAUUAUUCCAAGUAUUUUUAAUCAAUAUUAGAUCGUAACCUGGUUAAAAUGGAUAAGGAUAAGCUAAAACUAAUUAAGACAGUAUUAUUGUUACUAAUAAUUUGGGUGGAAUUAUAAAUAGAUACAUAUUUUCAGUUUGCGAUGGCCAUGGUGUUUAUGGACAUUAUGUGUCGUAAUUAGUUAAAAAAUUAUUACCAAAUAUCAUAGAUUAAUAAAUAAAAUCAACUAUUGGAAUUUAAGAAAAAGACAUAAGUGAGAAUCAUUAUACUGAUAUAACUAAAGUAAUGACUUAAAGCUUUUUGAAAAUGCAAAAAGAUUUAUCAAAUUGUGGAAUUGACACAACAUUUAGUGGAACAACUUGUUCUUUAGUUUUAGUUUCAGGACCUCAUUUAUGGUGUGCCAAUAUAGGAGAUUCAAGAUCUGUAAAUUAAUUUUAAAAUAAACUUUUAGAUAUUAAUAUAGUAAUAAAAUAAUUAGAAAUGGAAAACCAUUGAAUUAAGCAACGAUCAUAAACCAGAUUUACCAAAUGAAUACAAAAGAAUAAUAUCUUUAAAGGCAGAGUUUAACCAUUCAUCAGUGAAAAUGGGGAAUUGAUAGGACCACCAAGAGUAUGGUUGUUACAUGAUUAAAUUCCAGGAUUAG
Messenger RNA from Paramecium sonneborni, 1398 nucleotides. The record is from the annotation of a GenBank genome assembly. Lineage: Eukaryota; Ciliophora; Oligohymenophorea; Peniculida; Parameciidae.